This is a messenger RNA of Fusarium tjaetaba, 444 nucleotides long. Its product is annotated as pyruvate decarboxylase. The coding region runs from base 1 to 444 and encodes 147 amino acids. The record is from RefSeq and is a predicted model, not a curated record. NCBI's taxonomy places the organism in Eukaryota, Fungi, Ascomycota, Sordariomycetes, Hypocreales, Nectriaceae. The transcript has a single exon.
AUGGCCGACCCGUUAUCCAUCGCCAGUGGCGUCGCUGGCCUUGUAUCCCUCGGCCUGACUCUCUGUGGCGGCCUGCACAAUUAUUUAAGCAGCGUCAAAGGCCGACAUCAAGACAUCGAGUCAGCCAGCCGAAGUCUUACCCUUUUGCAGUCAAAUCUCUUCAUCAUCCAGUCGAGCACAUUGAAACUUGGUCAUCGCCAUGCUUUGUCUGCCAAUGGAGUCAAUCAAGCCCUUGCCAAUUGCGAGUUUGAACUCGUGGCCCUGCAGCAAUUGAUGCUGAACCUUACGAGAGACGAGGGUUUGUCCGACAUGAAAGGGAUGAUUAGGAAGCAAAUGAUGAUAGCGAGGUAUCCAUUUGAUCAGAAGAAGUUGGUUCAACUUCAAGAUCAGCUUUCCAAAGCCAAUGCGAUUCUCAGCAGUUUCGUUCAAAGCUUUAACCUGUGA